Molecule: messenger RNA, 2185 nt
Organism: Pseudo-nitzschia multistriata
Lineage: Eukaryota; Bacillariophyta; Bacillariophyceae; Bacillariales; Bacillariaceae
Source: the annotation of a GenBank genome assembly
UCGCUUGCCAACACCUGCCCGACCGAUUAAGACUUCACCAACACACAAACGAAACAAUAAACAACCGAUCAGCUUAACAUGAGUACACGAUCGUUGAUAACUCCAACAUCAAAAGACGUGGGGACAGAAAAAUUCAAAGUGGUGAUUCUUGGCGACGAAUCAUCCGGAAAGACAUCUAUUAUCCGCCGUGCUGUGGAUGACAAAUUUUCGAAGGAGUACGAGGCGACACUCGGUGUCGAUUUGUUCACCAAAACAAUAUGCACGCCCGGUCAAAAAGAUAUUCGUCUCCAAGUAUGGGAUACAUCUGGCCAAGAAAGAUUCAAAUCGAGCAUUCCUUCCUAUAUACGAGAUUGCCAUAUUGCCAUCAUAGCAUUUGACGUCACAACUCGUGGGCAAUACGAUUCGAUCGAGAAAUGGGUCACUGAAGUUUCAGAGCUUCGCGAACAAGACGAAGUAUGGAUUUUCAUCGUCGGAACCAAGUGCGAUUUACCUCUUAGCCAACGUUGCUUUACGCAGCAAGAAAUAGACGAAAAGCUUAACGAGUUGCAGAGAAAAGAAGCACCGAACAAUAAUAUCGUGAGUCUCAGUUUUUUCAUUUGAAUUUCUCUGAAUCAUCACUUGUUGCACCCAGACCAUCGACCUUACCAUGCUUGCUUCUUGGCAUUCGAAUUCAUGCUUUAAAGCUCCAAUACAUUGAAACGUCAGGAAAAGCCGGUUUCAACAUUCGCAGGAUGUUUUAUAACAUUACGACGAAGUUAAUUGAUCAAUCAAGCCAGUAAUAUGAGAUCUUGACAGUGUUUGCGUUUCAUAAUGGAUGAACACUCAUUCUACACUAUAUUUCAGUUUGAAGAGCUUAAAAAUUUAAGUGGGCAUUCAUAUGCGGGAGUACACUGUACAAUCGCAMCAUUUGUGUUGUCAAGCUAUCAUUUUUGUCUUUCUGUUUUUUCAUUCGUCUUUAUUGAAGAUAUGAAGGGCACUAUGGGUCAGAUUGAUUACGAGAUGAAAAGAUAUUGUUAUUUUUUUCCGCGGUCUACUAUUUUUAAAUUGAAUCGAAAAGUUACUGGAUUAUCUUCUUCGGAAGCAGCAUUAAGUACGUUGUUCUUAUCAGGACCAAGAAUCGAAACUUCGAACAACUCCAUUUUACCCCACUAGUUUGCAUUCAAUAGUUCUUUUUCUAAUUCUGCGGCAAAAACAUCGUAAUCGUCGUCACUAUUGUUUGUGCUUGCUUCACUGGAAUUGUCAAUAUUGGAUUCUCUCAGAAUUUUCUGCACAGGUUGCACAAUAUUUUUUGCCACGCCCGGUGUUACUGUGUGCAUCAAAAACGGAGUUGCAUUACGCCGAGUCAUACUCCAGACGCAUUCCAUAAGCCAAGCUGACUUUACUAGCUUACACCCAGGUAUUUUUCUUGCUGCUAGUGCUUUGUCGGUACCAUCUUUUGCAGCAACAACGUGCGUGACCCUGCAGCCAACUACAUCUUGUAUCUAAAGUUGUAACAAUUGCAUCACAAAGUGAUAAAGAAUGGGAAUGUCGUGAGAUAUUUUUAUUUCAAGUAAAUUGCUAGAUUGCAAACAUUCCUACACACGACUGGUUUUCUUCCUUACCUUCGCACCCAAGUUUUGAGCGUAACGAAUGAAGUGCGGUCUUACGGCGCUUGCACCAAAAGAUUGCUUGUGUAAAGGUACCAAUCCGCUCAAUACCAUGUUUGAACCCAUAAGGACCUCUUUUCGCAUUUCUUUUAACGUUUCUGGAACAGUCUUUUGGCUGCCCUCAGAGCUCUGUUUGUAAUAUCGUCGAUGCAAGUUCUCCAGGAUGUUCUUUGUCCAGAGUAAUUGCUCAUCACUUUUCGUGGGCGCAGAACCAGAGAGGUCUGCACCGGCGGCAUUAUUUAUAUCUGCGAAGCCAACAAACGGUUGCCAAUGGUAUGCCCGAACCAAAAGUAAAUUAUCUGGCGGUUCUCCUUUGAUUGUUGAAUCGCUGUUGUCUUUUGCGUUUGCCCAAACGUCUUCCCGAUCAUCGACAACCGCUGUCAUAGUUCCCCCGCAUGGAAAUAUCCGUUUUAAACUUUUGACAUCUCGUCCCAAAUCACCCACAUCUGUUCGAGAAACAAUGCGACUACCAAAGAGCUUUUGUCUCAAAUCUUUUGCUUUCGCCUCAAGAUUUUCUGCAGAAAGCAAUUCUGAUCGCA